Messenger RNA from Limanda limanda (common dab), 2277 nucleotides. RefSeq names its product E3 ubiquitin-protein ligase TRIM11-like. Gene Ontology annotation, molecular function: zinc ion binding; protein binding. The transcript is spliced from 2 exons. Lineage: Eukaryota; Metazoa; Chordata; Actinopteri; Pleuronectiformes; Pleuronectidae. The record is from RefSeq and is a predicted model, not a curated record. Gene Ontology annotation, cellular component: cytosol. The coding region runs from base 1 to 2277 and encodes 758 amino acids. Gene Ontology annotation, biological process: defense response to virus.
AUGGCUUCCAGAUUAGAAGAGGAUCUCUGCUGUCCCGUCUGCCAUGAUGUCUUCAGAGAUCCUGUUGUCCUGUUAUGUAGCCACAGCUUCUGUAAAGACUGUGUGGAGAGCUGGUGGAAAGACAAAGAAGUAAAAGAGUGUCCAGUUUGUAAGAGAAGAUCUUCAAAGGAACAACCACCUUGUAACCUGGCAUUAAAGAACCUGAGUGAGACCUUCUUACAGGAGAGAGAUCAGAGCUCUUCACAUGCUCUCUGCAGUCAGCACUCAGAGAAACUCAGACUCUUUUGUCUGGACCAUCAGCAGCCAGUGUGUCUCAUCUGCAGAGAUUCAGAGAAACACACCGACCACAGAUUCAGACCCAUCGAUGAAGCUGCACCACAACACAAGAAGCAGCUUCAGGAAACUCUGGAGCCCUUGAAGAAGAAGUUACAGAGUUUUGAACGUGUUAAAGUAGAGUUUGAACAAACAGCAGAACACAUUAAGGUCCAGGCCGGACUCACAGAGACGCAGAUCAAGGAGCAGUUUAAAAAGCUUCAUCAGUUUCUGGAGGAGGAAGAGGAGGCCAGGAUGGCUGCACUGAGGGAGGAAGAGGAGCAGAAGAGUCGGAUGAUGAAGGAGAAUAUUGAGUCUCUGAGCAGAGACGUAAAGUCUCUUUCAGACACAAUCAGAACCACAGAGGACGAGCUGAGAGCUGAAGACGUCUCGUUCCUGCUCAACUACAAGGCUGCAGUGGAACGAGUCCAGCAGCACCCCCUGCUGGAUGAUCCACAGCUGGCCCCAGGAGCUCUGAUAGACGAGGCCAAACAUCUGGGCAACCUGAGCUUCAACAUCUGGAACAAGAUGAAGGACGUGGUCUCCUACAGUCCUGUGGUUCUGGACCCAACCUCUGCUAGACCAGGACUCGUCCUGUCUGAAGAUCUGACCAGUUGGAGACUCGGAGCGAGACAGAAGCUUCCUGACAAUCCAGAGAGGGCUGCUAAGAGUGAAAUGACCAUGAAGGGCCAGCUGAGGGCGCUGCAGUGCCACUUCACCUGGGAUCUGGAGCCCGGCAGGAACAAGAGAAUCAAUCUUUUGAGAAUCAGGGACAAGCUGCAGGACAUCGGCACAGAGGGAGGACGCAAGUGGCUGGGACACAUCUACAACCUGCAGGGGUACGUCCACUUCCAGCUGGGGUCCAUUGAAGAAGCCAGGAGCUUCUUCAGCAGAGCCGAGGAGGCCUUCAGGCAGAUGAGAGGAGCAGAGGAGGGUCCCUGGCUGGUGGUGACCUACGGGAACCAGGCCUGGCUGCACCAUCAUCAGGGAGAAGAAGCAGAGAGUCGGGCUUGUCUGUCAAAGAUCGAUGUCCUGACUGAGGAUCCAUCGCAGGACGAGCUGCACCCGGAGAUCUGUGCUGAGAAGGCCUGGACUCUGAUGAAGUUCAGCAGAGAACAGAAGCUUCUGGCAGCUGAUUACUUCCAGAGAGCCAUCCGGAUGCAGCCGGAUGUGGUGGAGUGGCAGAGCAGCCACGUAAUAUUGUUAGUUAACAUGUCCGAACACAGCAGAGCAGUGGUCAAGGAAGACAUCAUGGUGAAGCUGAGAAGAGCCAAGGAACAGGAUCCAGAGAACCUGUACCUCGCUGCCACUUACUUCCUGCAACUGGCUAAGAAAGGAAAACCAGACCAGAGUGGAGCACGAGAGCUAAAAGAGAAGAUUCUGAGAAACCCUGUCAGCAGCUACAGUGGAAUCAAACCUUUGCUGUGGUUUUACAAAACCUUCAUCUCCAUGGACGAGGCUGUGGCUUUGGCAGAAGAGGCUCUGAAGCUACAUCCAGAUGAACGUUAUCUGAAAAGAUGUGUCGCACUCAGCUACAAAUGGAAGAUCUGGGAGAAGGACAGUCGCCCAAGUCAGAGUCUGAUAGAGAAAGGGAUGCGUGCCCAUGAGGAGUUGCUUUCUCUUUAUCCUGAUUCCCCUUUUAUGAAGAGAAUGGACCUUGCAGGUAUUUACGCAAAGUCAGAGAACACGAAUACCAAGGCCAAAGCUGAGGAGAUCUUUCAGCAGCUGCUCGUAGAGGAUCUGGAACCUGAUGAACAACAAGUCGUCUUCAACCUCUACGCAAAACAUCUGUACUUCAUUCAACAGCAGCCUAACAUGUCAAUCCAGUAUCACAUGAAGGCGGUGGAGAUACCAAUCAAGUCCUACUUUCAGAAGAACAGCAUCCAGUUUCUGGAGAAGAUCAGAUACAAGGGGAACCAGGAAGUGGACCGGUUUCUGUCCAGGCUGAAAGAGUUUCAGAAAUAA